AGAAUUGACGGCAACCAUGGCGGCGAAACUUGCAACAUCAACUCAAUCACUUGUUCAGUGCGAAGUGCACAAAGAUGCAGUUGUUUGUCAAGAUGCGAAGGUUCAAGGAAGUCAUGGCAUCAAGGUGGGUGAAGGAACAGUUGUGCAUCCUGCAAGCAUCAUCCAUGCGGAGGCGGGUCCCAUUGUCAUAGGCUGCUUUAACAUCAUCGAGGAACAGGUCGAGAUUGUGAAUUCUUCGGAAGUGCCUUUGGUGAUCGGUGAUCACAACAUGCUGGAGGUUGGUUCCAAAGUCCUUGGUGAGGGUGGAAGACGUGUUGGCGAUGCAAACGUGCUCGAGUGCAGAUCGGUCCUGAAACCUGGAUCUUCGGUCAGCAACGGCUGCACGUUGGGCGCAUGCACUUGGUUGGAGGGCGAGACCUUGAGUGAUGAGACAGUGGUGGUUGGGCCCGGACUACGACAUGUCGAGUCUGGCGCAAAAGAAACACAUGUCCAGGCAGUGACAAAGUUCAUUGAAGUUUUGAAAGAGACAUUGCCUCGUUCCCAUCACUUGCGGAAGAGCAACGUGAAAUCAACAUGAGAAAAAAAAGUGUGAGACCGAGAAAA
Molecule: messenger RNA, 603 nt
Organism: Cladocopium goreaui
Lineage: Eukaryota; Dinophyceae; Suessiales; Symbiodiniaceae
Source: the annotation of a GenBank genome assembly